AUGCCUUUUGGUCAAAUCGUCGUAGGACCACCGGGAUCUGGGAAAACCACUUACUGUUGGGGUGCAUACCAGUACUUGACUGCCAUUGGAAGGAAAGUGGCCAUUGUAAAUCUGGAUCCUGCCAAUGAGCAUAUACCCUAUCCUUGUGCUGUCAAUGUGGCCGAUCUGAUUACGCUGGACGAUACAAUGCAGGAGCUUGGACUUGGACCUAACGGUGGUAUCAUGUUUUGCUUGGAGUAUCUAUUGGAGAACAUUGACUGGCUUACCGACAAGCUUGAGGAACUCAAGGAUCAUUACAUUCUCUUUGAUUAUCCUGGACAAGUGGAACUAUUCACACAUCACACAGCUGUCAAGCAGAUCUUGGAGAAGUUACAAAAGCUGGAUUAUCGACUUGUAGCCGUUCAUCUCGUGGAUGCACAUUACUGCACAGACCCAUCAAAGUACAUUUCCGUGCUAUUGUUAUCUCUCAAGACAAUGAUCCAACUUGAAUUGCCCCAUGUGAAUGUAUUAUCCAAGAUUGAUUUGAUCGAAUCCUAUGGAAAACUAAAGUUCAAUUUGGAUUACUAUACGGAUGUGAUGGAUCUUUCUUAUUUGCAAGAGACACUCAACGAUGACCCAUUUGGAUCGAAAUUCAAGGCAUUGAACGCAGCAUUGUGUGAGCUCAUUGAGGAUUUCUCACUUGUGGGAUUCUAUACAUUAUGCGUGGAAGACAAGGAUUCGAUGACCAAGAUACAACAAGUCAUCGAUAAGGCGGGAGGAUUUGUAUUUGGUGGAUUGACGCAAGGCAAUGAAUCAAUCAUGCUAUCAGCAAUGAAAUCAGGAUACCACGAAGACGUCAAGGACAUACAAGAGCGGUGGAUCGAUUCACAGUAUGAUCAAGAGGACCCUGACUUUGGUCGUCAGUAG
Lichtheimia ornata is the source of this 906-nucleotide messenger RNA. RefSeq lists its product as uncharacterized. Gene Ontology annotation, molecular function: GTPase activity. The transcript is spliced from 5 exons. Gene Ontology annotation, cellular component: cytoplasm. The coding region runs from base 1 to 906 and encodes 301 amino acids. NCBI's taxonomy places the organism in Eukaryota, Fungi, Mucoromycota, Mucoromycetes, Mucorales, Lichtheimiaceae. The record is from RefSeq and is a predicted model, not a curated record.